CAGCCUGUUCCGUGUGGCCCCCCCAUCCAGCGUACAGUGCAGAAAAACGCCAAGUACAUCUGCCUGGCUAACAAGGACUGCCCUGUGGACAAGAGACGGCGAAAUCGCUGCCAGUUCUGCCGCUUCCAGAAGUGCCUGGCCGUCGGCAUGGUGAAGGAAGUUGUCCGGACAGACAGCCUGAAGGGGCGGCGGGGUCGGCUCCCUUCAAAGCCCAAGCAGCCCCCGGAUGCCUCUCCUGCCAAUCUCCUCACUUCCCUGGUCAGGGCACACCUGGACUCUGGGCCCAGCACAGCCAAACUGGACUACUCCAAGUUCCAGGAGCUGGUGCUGCCCCACUUUGGGAAGGAAGAUGCCGGGGACGUGCAGCAGUUCUACGACCUGCUUUCGGGUUCCCUGGAGGUGAUCCGCAAGUGGGCUGAGAAGAUCCCUGGCUUUGCUGAGCUGUCCCCAGGCGACCAGGACCUGCUGCUGGAGUCGGCCUUCCUGGAGCUCUUCAUCCUCCGCCUGGCCUACCAGUCAAAGCCGGCCGAGGGGAAGCUCAUCUUCUGCUCCGGCCUGGUGCUGCAUCGGCUGCAGUGUGCCCACGGCUUUGGCGACUGGAUCGACAGCAUUCUGGCCUUCUCUCGGUCCCUGCACGGCUUGGUGGUCGACGUCCCUGCCUUCGCCUGCCUCUCUGCGCUCGUUCUCAUCACAGACCGGCACGGGCUGCAGGAGCCUCGGCGGGUGGAGGAACUGCAAAAUCGCAUCGCCAGCUGCCUGAAGGAGCACGUCUCGGCCGUGGCGGGCGAGCCCCAGCCAGCCAGCCGCCUGUCCCGCCUGCUGGGCAAGCUGCCCGAGCUGCGGACCCUGUGCACCCAGGGCCUGCAACGCAUCUUCUACCUCAAGCUGGAGGACUUGGUGCCCCCUCCACCCAUCGUUGACAAGAUCUUCAUGGACACGCUGCCCUUCUGACCCCAGCCCGGGAACACGCGUACGCUGUGUGCGCACGCUCAUUCGCCACCCCACGUGCCUUUAGCCCAUGGCCCACGGACCCUCGGAGCACCCGCUCCCUGGCCUGGGCUUGAGCUGCAGACCCGCCGGCCGCCCCACUUGGGCUGGGUGGUUGGCAGGGAGCAUCACCCGCCCCGGGGGAGGGGAUGCAUUCACGGGGGUGACCCCUACUAUUUGUCUUACCCCCCCAACCCGGCCCUGGCCUUCAUGUUUUUGUAAGAUAAACCGUUUUUAACACACACCGCUGUGCUGUAAAUAAGCCAGAUGCUGCUGUAAAUAUAGGAAGGAAGAGGCUGGGAUGGGAGUGGGGGUUGGGAGGGAGGGGCGGCCCCCACCAGCCCAGGCAAGCCUUUCCCGCCUCCUUGCACCUGCUCUCUCUUCCCGCCCUCUUUCCACAUGUACAUAACCUUACUCUAGGAAGGAGACAAAUGACAGAUUCUGACAUUUAUAUUUGUGUAUUUUCCUGGAUUUAUAGUAUGUGACUUUUCUGAUUAAUAUAUUUAAUAUAUUGAAUAAAAAAUAGGCCUGUAGCUGAAA
This is a messenger RNA of Leptonychotes weddellii (Weddell seal), 1527 nucleotides long. Lineage: Eukaryota; Metazoa; Chordata; Mammalia; Carnivora; Phocidae. The record is from RefSeq and is a predicted model, not a curated record.